AUGAUCUUCCCGCAAUAUCGUCAAUCUUCCCACAGAUUCUUCAUGCUCUUUUCCGAUCUACUCGCUACGGCCCUCCUCACCGGGUCCGCCCUGAGCAUCCCCCUCGUCCCCCGCGAGCUCAGCCCCUACACCAGUGACAUUGAGGUUCACUCCAUCUGUAACGCUACCCAACGGCGUAUGCUUCAAAAGGCUCUCUCUGACACAUACGAAGUAACCUCCUUCGCUAAAGAAUACAUCACCACCAACGGCGGGGACGAUCCCAUCUUUCAACAGUACUUUGGCACAGACACAGGUUCAUACACCCAAGUCAUCGGUAUCUGGGAUGCUUUCCUCCCGUCCAACAAAGAAGGCGUGCUUUUGCGAUGUGAUAACCCUGACGGCAAUUGUGGUCAAGAGGGUUGGCGCGGACAUUGGGGAGGCGACAAUGCCACAUCCGAAACUGUCAUCUGCGAUCUUUCUUACACUGACAGGCUGUUUAACGAAAACUUUUUCAUGUUUGGGUACUCGUCAGCCAGAAACCUUCGACUUUUUGGUCUAUCGGUCUCAUGCGAUCACCGAUUCUUCCAUGUUCCAGCGGUGACGAACGGCAAAGUCGACCACUAUGCUGAAGACUAUACUGGCAUUCUCGAGCUCGCCGAGCACAACAGCACCUAUGCCGCUGUAGACUCGAACGCCCUCCAGUACUUUGCUGCUCGCAAGUCGCUCCUCCUCUUUAUCGAGACUUGUGGCUGA
Messenger RNA from Cryptococcus wingfieldii CBS 7118, 732 nucleotides. RefSeq lists its product as hypothetical. The record is from RefSeq and is a predicted model, not a curated record. Lineage: Eukaryota; Fungi; Basidiomycota; Tremellomycetes; Tremellales; Cryptococcaceae. The transcript has 4 exons. Gene Ontology annotation, molecular function: integrin binding; zinc ion binding; metallopeptidase activity. Gene Ontology annotation, cellular component: fungal-type cell wall; extracellular region; cell surface. Bases 1 to 732 code for a protein of 243 amino acids.